Lepisosteus oculatus (spotted gar) is the source of this 9871-nucleotide messenger RNA. The record is from RefSeq and is a predicted model, not a curated record. NCBI's taxonomy places the organism in Eukaryota, Metazoa, Chordata, Actinopteri, Semionotiformes, Lepisosteidae.
UGCCUCUCGCUCUCCUUACAUCGCCAGCAGCAGUGUGUGGUACAAUUUGACAGCAGCACUGUCUCUCUAAAGAAAGCUUAGCUCUCACUUUUCUGUCUUUCUCAUUACCGCUCUCAUUGUCUCCAGCUACAGCAAGAGAGAGAGAGAGAGAGCAGUUCAUUUGGGGCCUGUGUCUGGAAUAAGAAAGCAUUGCUGUUUCUGACUGGGGAGAAGAAAGAUAAGACUCCUCUGGAUUUCCAAAGAGAUUUAUACUGGAUGUCUUAUUUCCAAGGCAUUUGAAACCAUCUAACUGGGUGUAUAGGAGAUCUUGAGGAGUUUUAGACUUUUAUUCCUCCAGUCUGAGACUACCCUGCUGUCAGUUUCCUUAUACCGGUGGGAAUACAACUGCACUGCUCUCCUGGCCUUUGAUAUGUGUACAUCUGGCAGAUGUUUGGCACCUGCAUGAACUGCACUAAAAAGCCUCAGCUCUUGUUCUCUUUCCUGAGACGACAACAACAGGAUGAACCUUGGGGAAAGGUCUCAGGAGAGGGAAUGUUCCACUGAUUUUCAAACCUGCAAACUCAGGCUCUUGAAUCCUCGAGACGGAUUUGGGGGUUCAAAUAGGCUGUGAAUAUACUGCAUCUGAGAAAUCAGACCAGGCUGACUCACAGUGGCCUGUGAGCCUGUGAGAGAGAGGCUGCCAAAGGAUGCUGGUGCCAAGCUGUCGGAUGAUGAACAUAGCCAGGCCAGCGGUGCUGCUCCUGUGCUUCCUUUUCCUAGCUGAAGCUGAGACACCACCAAAGUUUAUAAGAACUCCCACUGACCAGACAGGAGUACAAGGAGGAGUAGCGUCAUUCAUUUGUCAAGCUACUGGAGACCCAAGGCCUAAGAUUGUGUGGAACAAGAAGGGGAAGAAAGUCAGCAACCAGAGAUUUGAGGUAGUGAUAGAGUUUGACGAUGGAUCUGGGUCUGUUCUAAGAAUUCAGCCCCUGCGUACUCCGCGAGACGAAGCUAUAUAUGAAUGUGUUGCCUCCAACAGUGUUGGAGAAACAAGUGCUUCCACCAGGCUCACUGUUUUACGUGAGGACCAGCUUCCUCCUGGUUUUCCCACCAUAGACAUGGGCCCCCAGUUGAAAGUGGUGGAGCGCACACGCACAGCCACCAUGCUUUGUGCUGCCAGUGGAAACCCAGACCCAGACAUUUCCUGGUUCAAAGACUUCUUACCUGUUAACACAAGCAACAAUAACGGGCGCAUCAAGCAGUUACGAUCAGAAUCCUUUGGUGGUACACCAAUACGAGGUGCCCUCCAAAUUGAGCAGAGCGAAGAGUCUGACCAGGGGAAAUAUGAAUGUGUUGCGACCAACAAUGAUGGUACACGAUACUCUGCCCCUGCCAAUCUAUAUGUCAGAGAGCUGCGAGAAGUGCGGCGUGUUCCCCCGAGGUUUUCAAUUCCUCCAACAGACCACGAGAUCAUGCCGGGAGGAAGUGUGAACAUCACUUGCGUGGCAGUGGGCUCGCCCAUGCCCUACGUCAAGUGGAUGCUUGGCUCGGAAGACCUCACGCCCGAGGAUGACAUGCCCAUUGGAAGGAAUGUGCUGGAGCUCACGGAUGUUCGCCAGUCCGCCAAUUAUACCUGCGUGGCAAUGUCUACUCUGGGUGUCAUUGAGGAUAUUGCACAGAUUACAGUCAAAGCACUGCCCAAGGCUCCUGGGACCCCUGUCGUAACUGAGAGGACAGCAACAAGUAUCACAUUAACGUGGGACUCUGGCAACCCGGAGCCUGUUUCUUACUACAUCAUUCAGCACAAAUCCAAGUUUUCUGAGGAGACUUACAAGGAGAUUGACGGGGUGGCGACCACCCGCUACAGUGUUGGAGGCCUCAGUCCCUAUUCAGAUUAUGAGUUCAGGGUGGUGGCAGUGAACAAUAUUGGACGUGGCCCACCAAGUGAAGCUAUAGAAGCCAAGACGGCUGAACAGGCUCCAAGCACAGCGCCGCGGCAGGUUAGGGGCCGCAUGCUUAGCAGCACCACCGCCAUCAUCCACUGGGAUGAACCGGAGGAGGCUAAUGGACAGAUUAUGGGCUACAGGGUGUAUUACACCACGGAGCCUAACCAGCACGUCAAUCACUGGGAGAAGCAAAUCGUGCGUGACGUUAACCUACUCACCAUCCAGGGACUCAUCCCAAAUAAGACAUAUUACAUCAAGGUUCUGGCAUUUACCUCUGUUGGAGACGGACCCCUCUCCCCGGAUUUGCAGAUCAUAGCCAAAACAGGAGUUCCAUCUCAGCCAACUGACUUCAAAGCUGAAGCAAAAUCAGAAACAAGCAUUUUGCUGUCUUGGGUGCCACCAGCACAGAACGGUCAAGACAAUCAAAUAAUUGGAUAUGAACUUCUUUAUAGAAAAGGGGAUGAUAAAGAAGAGAAACGUAGCAGUUUUGAGCCAACCACAUCCUACCUGUUAAAGGAACUAAAACCAUUCACCACCUACACCUUUCUGCUGGCUGCGCGCAGUAAGCAUGGGAUAGGCGCGUAUACCAAUGAGGUAUCAGCUGAAACCCCCCAGACACAGCCGUCAGCGCCUCCGCAGGAUGUCACAUGCUCUAGCCCAAGCUCCACCAGCAUUCUGGUAAGUUGGCUGCCACCACCUGUGGAAUUACAGAAUGGAAUCCUUACCAAAUACUCCGUCCAGUAUGCUGCUACCGAAGGAGAGGAUACCAGUCCCCGCCAAAUCACUGACCUCCCCCCUGAAAGUUCCCAGUACCUCUUGGAAGGCUUGGAAAAAUGGACAGAAUACCGUGUGACAGUGAGCGCCCACACAGAUGUUGGACGGGGCCCUGAAAGCUUACCCGUGCUGAUCCGCACCGACGAGGAUGUUCCCAGUGGUCCCCCUCGUAAAGUCGAGGUGGAGGCUGUCAACUCCACAUCAAUUAAAGCGAUCUGGCGUGCGCCGGUUCCCAACAAGCAGCACGGGCAGAUCCGAGGCUACCAGGUGCAUUAUGUCAAGAUGGUAAAUGGAGAGCCAACCGGACAACCCGUUAUUAAGGACAUCUUGAUUGAAGAUGCCCAGUGGGAAUAUGAUGAUUCUACUGAACAUGAGAUGAUCAUUUCUGAACUUCAGGCUGAGACCACCUACUCUGUUGCUGUUGCGGCGUAUACAACCAAAGGAGACGGGGCUCGCAGUAAGCCCAAGCUCGUCUCCACAACUGGUGCAGUUCCAGAAAAGCCCAGACUUAUGGUUGGUACCACCAAUAUGGGGACUGCGUUACUUCAGUGGCACCCACCCACAUUUACCUAUGGCCCCUUGCAAGGCUAUCGCCUGAGGUUUGGCCGAAAGGAUGAGCCCCUGACUGUAAUAGAGUUCUCUGAAAGGGAGCAUCACUACACCACCAAGGAAAUUCAUAAAGGCGCCACCUAUGUCUUCCGUUUGGCAUCCAGGAACAAAGUGGGAUUUGGGGAGGAGAUCGUCAAAGAAAUCUCUACACCUGAAGAUGUACCGAGUGGCUACCCUCAAAAUAUUGUUGCUGACAGCAUAACUACAACCACCAUUCAGCUGAGCUGGAAACCUGUUUUAUUGGCUGAGCAAAACGGCAACAUUAUCAGAUACGCCAUCCAGUACAAGGACAUCAACAGCCCAAGGAACCCCUCAGAAAUCUUCAUCAUUGCUCCUGAAACUACCGUGACAAUUGAUGGCUUAAAGGCAGACACCACUUACGAUAUUAAAAUGUGCGCUUUUACCAGCAAAGGUUCCGGUCCUUAUAGCCCAAGUGUCCAGUUCAGGACACAGCCUCUUGAUCAAGCAGUGUUUGCAAAAAAUUUUCAUGUGAAAGCUGCAAUGAAGACAUCCGUGCUGCUAACUUGGGAGAUACCAGAAAACUACAAUCCAGCUCAACCUUUCACAAUCCUGUAUGACAAUGGCCAGAGUGUUGAAGUAGAUGGGAAACUCACACAAAAACUGAUCACUAACCUUCAGCCAGGAACACAGUACUCCUUCUUGCUGACGAACCGAGGCAACAGCGCUGGGGGGCUCCAGCACCGAGUAUCAACCAUGACGGCACCAGAUGUUCUACGUACCAAGCCCUACCUAAUAGGAAAAACCAACUCUGACGGGAUGGUGACAGUGGAGCUGCCAACAGUAGAAACCAAAGAGAAAGUGAAGGGUUAUUACGUUGUGGUAGUGCCGUUGAAGAAACAACGUGGGAAAUUUAUCAAGCUUUGGGACAGUCCAGAUGAAAUGAAUUUGGAGGAGCUGCUGAAAGAAAUUAACAGGACGAGCAGGAGUCUUCGGUUCAGGAGACAAGUGGAACCCAAAGCCUACAUUGCUGCCUACUUCAAAGAUCUGCCCACCGAGUUCACCCUUGGAGACCAGAAGAUCUACGGAGACUUUGAAAACAAGCAGCUCCUAAAUGGUCAAGAAUAUAUCUUCUUUGUUUUGGCUGUGUUGGAGAUCUCUGAAAAUACCAUGUAUGCGACAAGCCCCUAUUCUGACCCGGUGGUGUCAGCUGACAUCGAUCCUCAGCCAAUCAUUGAUGAGGAGGAAGGUCUGAUCUGGGUGGUGGGACCAGUGCUUGCUGUUGUCUUUAUCAUCUGCAUUGUCAUUGCCAUCCUCCUGUACAAGAGCAAACCAGACAGUAUGACAUCACAAUCAAAUUUACUGUCUGGCAGGGAACAAUCAGUAUACCGGAAAAGGGCUGAAUCUGAGUCUAGAAAGAGUAGCCUUCCUAACAGCAAGGAGAUACCAUCCCAUCAUCCCACAGAUCCAGUAGAACUGAGGCGCCUCAAUUUCCAGACACCUGGUUCAGGUGUCUCCGGUUACCCUGGUAACCUCCAUUCGUCAAGUAUGGCCAGCCACCCUCCUAUCCCCAUCAUGGAGCUUGCUGAUCACAUAGAGAGGCUGAAGGCUAAUGACAACUUGAAAUUCUCCCAAGAAUAUGAGUCCAUUGAUCCUGGGCAGCAGUUCACAUGGGAGCAUUCCAACCUGGAAGUUAACAAACCAAAGAAUAGAUAUGCAAAUGUGAUUGCAUAUGACCAUUCACGUGUCCUGCUUUCUGCCAUAGAAGGUAUCCCUGGAAGUGACUAUAUCAAUGCCAACUAUAUUGAUGGCUACAGGAAACAGAAUGCUUAUAUUGCCACCCAGGGUUCACUCCCAGAAACCUUUGGUGAUUUCUGGAGGAUGAUCUGGGAACAACGCAGUGCAAAUAUUGUCAUGAUGACUAAGCUGGAGGAGAGAUCUAGAAUGCCUUCUUAUUUCUUCUCCAAGGUUAAAUGCGAUCAGUACUGGCCCACAAGAGGUACUGAGACCUAUGGUCUCAUACAGGUGACAUUAUUAGAUACAGUGGAGCUAGCAACUUACUGCGUUAGAACAUUUGCACUUUACAAGAAUGGCUCCAGUGAGAAGAGGGAGGUGAGGCAGUUCCAGUUCACAGCCUGGCCUGACCAUGGCGUUCCUGAACAUCCCACGCCUUUCCUUGCCUUUUUACGCCGUGUCAAAGCCUGUAACCCACCAGAUGCAGGGCCAAUGGUUGUGCAUUGCAGCGCUGGCGUUGGCAGGACCGGGUGCUUCAUUGUAAUAGAUGCCAUGUUGGAGAGGAUAAAACACGAGAAGACUGUAGAUAUUUAUGGCCACGUUACUCUGAUGAGAUCCCAGAGGAAUUACAUGGUUCAAACAGAGGACCAAUAUAUCUUUAUCCAUGAUGCACUGCUGGAGGCAGUGACUUGCGGAACUACUGAAGUGCCAGCCAGAAACCUGUAUGCAUACAUUCAGAAGCUAACACAGAUAGAAGCGGGGGAGAAUGUCACUGGAAUGGAACUGGAAUUUAAGCGUUUAGCCAACACUAAAGCCCAUACAUCAAGAUUCAUCAGUGCCAAUCUACCAUGUAACAAAUUCAAAAACCGCCUUGUUAAUAUUAUGCCAUAUGAAUCCACUCGAGUAUGUCUGCAGCCUAUCCGAGGAGUGGAAGGCUCAGAUUACAUCAAUGCCAGCUUUAUUGAUGGAUACAGGCAACAGAAAGCCUACAUAGCCACCCAAGGCCCCUUAGCAGAGACUACAGAAGACUUUUGGAGGAUGCUCUGGGAGCACAACUCAACAAUAGUUGUCAUGCUCACAAAGCUCAGAGAAAUGGGGAGGGAAAAAUGCCACCAGUACUGGCCAGCAGAAAGGUCCGCCAGGUACCAAUACUUUGUUGUGGAUCCCAUGGCAGAGUACAAUAUGCCACAGUAUAUCCUGCGGGAAUUUAAAGUGACUGAUGCCAGAGAUGGACAGUCGCGAACAGUAAGACAGUUUCAGUUUACUGAUUGGCCAGAACAAGGAGUGCCAAAAUCAGGAGAAGGCUUCAUUGACUUCAUUGGCCAAGUACAUAAAACAAAAGAACAGUUUGGCCAGGAUGGGCCGAUUUCAGUUCACUGUAGUGCGGGUGUUGGAAGAACUGGUGUAUUUAUCACACUCAGCAUUGUCCUGGAGAGAAUGAGGUAUGAAGGUGUGGUGGACAUCUUUCAGACUGUCAAAAUGUUAAGGACACAGAGGCCAGCCAUGGUACAGACAGAGGAUCAGUACCAGUUCUGCUACCGAGCUGGAUUGGAGUACCUUGGGAGCUUCGAUCACUAUGCAACGUAAAAAGCCCAUCCUGGAUAACAGCAGGCCCUUCAAGAUCCAGAGAGCCUCUUCUGAGCCAUAAACACGUGCUUAAGAAGUACUUCUUAACUUCUAGCUAAAGACAAUUUAAGUGUCGGAUAUUAAACAGAAAAAAAUACAAAAAAAUUCCAGGUGGACCAAGAAUUUACACGAUUAAAAAACUACCCUGAACGUAAAAAGUGAAUCCUGACUGUUGAGGCAUCUUAAGGAAGUUUUUUUUUUUUUUUAAUUUUUGCUUCAAGGAUUCAUCUUGGGUUGAAACAUAAAACAACAACAGAAAUCUUGGGAAUUGCAGAGAAAUUGUUUUCAGAGUCGCCUGAAAACUGAAUGCACAUUGUAAAGCUAAAUCUCAAGAAAUUCACAACCAAGUAUACACAGACAAUUCAUUUAAAAGGACGCCAGAUAUUGGUAAAUUAUGAAAAGAAGACACUGCUUCAGUAAUAUCCCCCUUCCCUCUAUAAAGUUCAUUAUUAUUAAUUAGGGGACAAAAUGGGGAAUGUUUAAAAAAUAAAAAAACUUACUGAUUUAGUUUUUUAGUACUGUAUUAUACUGCUGACCUGUGCUUCAUUUAUAACUGUGUAAACUUAUUUCCCUUUUUUUAACGAACUUUUUUCAUUUAUUGAAGCGAAUUAAACAAAUCAUUUGCUUAAUUGUUCACCUUUUUGUUCCAUCCAUCUUGUACAUUUCUUUUCAGCUGUAGAACUGUUAUAAUGUUUGUACCAUCAAGCUGAGGUAAUGUUCAUUUUAGUGUGCUUUUUUAUUUUAUUUUUUUUGCACAUUUCUGUGCAGCUCUGUAUUAAACACCACCAAAAUAACUUUAUUACAGGGUUCUUUUCAUUUUCCUUUUUUUGGUCUUUUUUUUAAAUUAAAUGAUGCCCAUAACAACCAUGCGAUAAACUGGGGCUUUGUGGAAUCAACAGGGAUGAGCAAAGUAUGAAGUUGCUGCUACCAAUUAUCUUAGUUCUUCCAAGGUGAUGUAUACAGUUUGCCAAAACAGCCUCUGAUGAGAUACACAACAUACAGAACAGUAAGUAGAAAAAGAUAAAAGCAAAAGGCUUCCACAAUGAGAUUUCUGUAAUUAGGGGGGGAAUGAAGAGAUUUUUCACUGGAAUGCACAUCAGUAGGAGAAAAAGUAUUUCGAUACAGUGCAUCUUUUCUUGUGCAAUAAAUAGAUGUAUUAUAGAUAGGAUUUAUGUAGUUCUUUUGUGAUUCAUCGCAUAGUUAUUCCCUGAAAAGUGACAAGGGGAUUGUCAUGUAUCACUAGGUACACCAGUGUGUUCUGUAAUUCUCGCUUCAUAAUGGUAGUGGUUUGUGCAGAAGGCUGCUUUAGUAUAGCUGACAAGCCGAUAUAGAUGUCAUUUUAAUGUAAUAGGGCAAGGCAUAAAAAACAUCACUUUCCUAAAGUUCAGACAUGUUGAAUAGCAUAAUAUGUAAUGUUUUAAUUUUGCAUUUAGAGUGCCUUAUAUCUAAUGCCUGUUUUUAUAAUGUUUCUUUAAAAGUUUUAUCUAUCCUUUUACUUAGUUCAUAUCUAUUUCAUUUUAUCUAAAGUAUUACUUUUUAUUAGAUGAUAUACAAUUAUAUAUGCAAAUAAGUCACUUGCAACGAUCCUGGUUUCAUUUUCAGUCGCCUUAUCUGGUUCUUGGUCUUAAAUGGAUUUGCCCAUGUAGAGUUCAGUGAAUCCUUCAUUUACAGACACAAUGACAGAGCAUGGGAUAUAUUUUCUAACAAGAGAACAGGUCACACUAUUCCCCUGUAUAUUCUAGGUUUUCUUAUUUAAGCCUAAUCAUUUUGUAUUUGUAGAAUCUACUAGCACUUUGAAAAUGUACGCAUAUUUAUAUAUUGUCUUAGCAGCUUGUUCUUUUCAUUAGCAUGCAACAGUAUUAUGUUUCAGGGUACAAAAUCAUGCAAAUAACUCGCUAGAUAGAAGCAUACGUAAAGGAAGGAAGAUAUACAGAAGCAUUCACAUUACCGAAGACCUAUACACUUAGACUGUUUGAAGACCAAACCUUAGCAGUAAAAAGCACUUUUUAUAUAUAUACACAAUGAGAAGGCUACCUCUAGAUGGACUCUGGAAAAUGUUGAACAGGACAGAGUGCAAUGCACGUUGGACAGAUUCUCAGCUGGGAAGGCCUUAAGAAUGAACAUGGCAAGGGUGGGAAAAACAAAACAUUUUUCUUUGCGCCUACACGCAUCUUUUGAAAAUCAGUUAAAAUCACAUUAGAACAAAGAACCGCUGGGGGAAAAAAAAAACUAGCAUUUGAAUCCUGACAAUCGAAGUUGGUCAAGUGUAACAGUAUGUCUGCUGAUGUUGCAGAUGCACUUUUGAGGUGUUGAUUUUUUUUUUCCUGGAAAUUAAGGACACACACGCUAGGCACCUUUUGAUUUGAUUUUGUUUUCUUCCUUCUGGUUUUGUGGAUGUGCAUUCCAGUUGCUUUCUUUCCCUUGUUAUUUUCAGCAGUUGUUUCCAAUCACUUAAUCGGACAGUAAGGUUAUUUUUUUCAUUCUAUUUUCCUUCUUGCAGUCAUAAGUGUGAUGAGUAAGGUGCUAUUAUUUUUCUACAUCCAGGGGUAGACAUUGUGUAUCAUUUUGUACUUAGUUAUUUUCAGCAAUCUAUGUACAUUUGUACUGGUCCACUUCUUUUCAUUUAUUUUUUUAUAUGCAUGGUAAAACAUUGCAGAUGGCCAAUGGGGGCCCUUUAGGAAGAAUUGCACUUUCUAUAUCUUUGUACUAUGCACUGCCCUAUUGAUUCUAAACCCAAUAAUAUAUUACUUGAACCCAUCUGUAAGAAUUUACUUAAACGUUCACUUUGUGUGUAUGUAAAUAACACAGAAGAAUAUUGAACUAAAAAAAAGACAAAAAAUAGUUUGUGGCAAAAGAGCAUCCAUUUCUGGUGCCAUGAUACUCCAGCAGACAACUGCUGACGACAGAUUUUGUCAUAACCAUCUGUUAUGUGGCUUUGCCAUUCAAGCUUGGAGUGUCAUUACAAAAAUAAACGUUGUGUUCUCUGCUCUCUAUCUAUCUCUCGUCUGGAUGCAUAGACUGAAAAUAAUAAAUGAAAUUGUAAAAAAAAUGGCUUGUUAAAAGAAUCAUACAAUUACCUCUGAUAGUAGUAAGCGUAAACGUUUUUCAGAAUGAAAGGAGUGCUUUUUAUUUUCUUACUUAGGUUACAUUGGUGGCGAAAGAAGUCUGUAUGAAAAUCAGUUCUUUGCUGACACAAGUUCCAUUUGUUACAAAUGAAUUCUAAUAAAAAAUGUCAGUGUUAUGCA